Molecule: messenger RNA, 438 nt
Organism: Pneumocystis murina B123
Lineage: Eukaryota; Fungi; Ascomycota; Pneumocystomycetes; Pneumocystales; Pneumocystaceae
Exons: 3
Coding region: 1-438 (145 amino acids)
Source: RefSeq, a predicted model, not a curated record
AUGAGAAAAAAUUUAGUUUUAUUUAUAUCUAGGGGAAAAGUAAUUCAACAAAAUAGCAGACUAUCAAAUACAACGAAUAGCAUAGUGCCUCAUACUGUGAUUUCACUAAAUAGUACAAAUACACUAACAAAUGGCAGGAGAAAUAGUACAAGAAAUUCCAUAGAAAAAUUCACAUUUGUUCAAGCAAGUCUAAUUAAAGAAAUAAUAAAGGAAGGAAAGAUUAGUAAAAAAUGUAUAUCUUUUUUGAUGAAAGAUACAUGGAUGACAAAUACGUCGCUACAUACGAAUACAAUAACAAAUAUAUCUACAAUAACAUCUACGGUGAUUAAAAAAAUACAAAUAGGGGAAGAAAUGGCACUAGGUGGAGGAAUGAAGAUGAGAAUUCUAGGAAUGAUAAAAAUAAUGUUGUUGGGAGUGAUUGUUAUGGGAAUGUUGUAA